UUUUCGGCUGCCGUCUGUGGAGCACCAAUGAAUGGAAGCCAUUCAGCGGAUGAGGCGGGGCUCUGGGAGUUCAGGGAAAUAGAAAAGUGUGAUUGUGUUGCUUACCUGCCGUUAGCUAACCAUUAAUCUGAAGAAAUAUAGGUCUUAAUGGAGUGCAUCAACGCAAAAUUUGUCUCACAGAAGAUAAGCAAGAUACGAUGGAGGCCCGUCUCAUCUUCCACCCUACAGCAACCAGAUAUAUUUGCUACGGGAUCUUGGGACAACGAGGACAACAAAGUUUCCCUCUGGUCGGUUGGAGAGCAUGGCUUCUCGAAAAUGGAUGAUGAUUUCGAAGGGGACCCUCAGCUUCUCUGUGAGUACCAACACAACGGGGAUGUCCUCGGCCUUCAGUUCUUGGACCAGGAGAGGAUUGUUGCAGGUUCGUCUACUGGAUCAGUCACCAUUUUUCGUUACCAUCAGAAUAGCCAGACACUCUCUGUGGCACAGCACUGGGACAGAGCACACCACUACCCUUGUGACAGUGCACCUUGCACAGGGGUGGUGUGCAACAGUCCAGAAAUCGUAACAGUAGGGGAAGAUGGAAGGGUCAUCCUCUUCAGAGUGGACCACAAAGGCAUUCUGCGUACUAUAGAUAAUGCCGACAGCAGCACAAUUCAUGCCGUGACCUUCCUGAGAACCACGGAAGUCCUGACCGUCAACUCUUUUGGCCAGCUGAAACUCUGGGACUUCCGUCAACAGGGAAAUGAACCUGCCCAAAUUCUGUCCCUAUCUGGGGAUAGAGUUCCUCUGCACUGCGUGGACAGACACCCCAACCAGCAACACAUUGUGGCCACAGGGGGGCAGGAUGGGAUGCUGUGUAUCUGGGACGUAAGGCAGGACAGCAUGCCGUUCUCACUGAUGAAGGCGCAUUCUGCUGAAAUGUGGGAAGUGCAUUUUCACCCAUCAAACCCAGACCACUUGUUUACAUGCUCAGAAGAUGGCUCUCUAUUGCACUGGGAAAACUCCACUAACUCUGAUACGCCAUCAUUUUUACAAGGUGGACGAAACACGAGCAUCAUGUCUCGCAGCACAGUUGUGCCUGUAGGAGGAAACCAGUCGCUGACCAGUUCUUGGCUUGGGGGAGAUUCCAGUAAGGUUCACCUGGAAGCCACACACAUGCUGCCCACCCAGACUCUGCCUGUUAACAGUCUGGAUGUGCUUGGCCAGUGUCUUGUGUGUGGAACCGAUGGAGAGGCCAUUUAUGUGAACAAACGGGUCCCAGUCUAGUGUGGAGGCCAUCGCACGUUGUUGCAAUAAACUGCAGUGGACAUUUCAACUCAAUCUUUAAACCUUUCCAUUCAUUAAACUAUUUUGGUUAUUGUA
Messenger RNA from Paramormyrops kingsleyae, 1362 nucleotides. It is a transcript of the gene nup43, whose product is annotated as nucleoporin 43. Gene Ontology annotation, molecular function: protein binding. Lineage: Eukaryota; Metazoa; Chordata; Actinopteri; Osteoglossiformes; Mormyridae. The record is from RefSeq and is a predicted model, not a curated record. Gene Ontology annotation, cellular component: nuclear pore outer ring.